UGUACCUAUUAAGUCAGCUGACAGUGAUUUCUCUGAAGGUCAUCUGUGUUUUCUUUUGAUCUACUUUAAAGAUUUAUCUUGACAUUGUUGAUAUUCUUGUCUUGCCACUGUUAAUUUUCUGUAGUUUCAUAUAAUGUGCCUGGGUACGAAUUUCUUUUCGUUUAUUCUGCCUGGUCUUGUAGCUUUGUGAGUUCGUCUCUUUCGUCAGUUCUAGAAAUUCUUGGCCAUGUUUUUUCUUACAAAUAUUGUCUCGCUCAGCAUCAAAAUCUAGAUUUCCUUAAACAAUAUCUUCCUAUCGUGAAUCUUCUCUUUGGUUGCUUUAAAUCUGGUGUUAACCCUUUACGUUGAGUUUUAAUGUUUUAGUUUCUUGUUCUGUAUUUUCAAGUGUGCCUGGUAGUUUUCACAGUCCUCUGCUCUGAUUAACGUGUUCAUCUCUGUACACGUACUGCCUCAUUCUACUCUACGUUGGAUUCUAGUAUCUGAACCCGCUAAAGUGGGCUUAUGCUCGUAAGGUUUGAUGGCCAGCCUUCAUAGCACUGUUUCUUUUGUAUUUUGUGGGUUUUGACUGAGCUUGUAUUGUAGACCUUUAUCUGUGGCAUCAUUAGAGACCCCAGGUUGUUUUUGCCAGGAGCACUGCCAGCUUGUGACCUUUUUAAAUGCUCCACUUAAGGAUUUUUGUACCAUCCAAGCGGAGUGGCCCAAAAUUCCAUAUGAAGUCUCCAUUGGAGUUACCACACCUCCAGGAAGAUUUCUUAGCUGCCUCCCCAUAGCAGGCUUUGAAAUAGGUCAUUUUCCUUGUGUCUUCUGGGGUGGGUGGAAGUGGAGGCAGGGGGCAGAAUUGUUUUUAGUUCAUCCAGAAGAUAUGGCAGUGGCUUUAUACAGGGCAUUUUGGAAAUAAAACUCUCUCUAAGAAAGGACUUUUCUUUUUCCUGUAUUCCUGCCAUUCCAGGUCCUGCCGGUCUCGAGCUGCACCAGCCUUCAUUUUACCCGCCUUGCUGGUUUCUCGUGUUCACUUCAUGUUUUUGACUCUUGUAUACGUCCUGCUGAUUUCCUCAGUAAUAGCACUUCGAUGCGUUUGUAGAAUCUGAAAAGUAUUGUAAUCUGGGACAUGUAGUUGUUUUCCACUGGAGAGUUGGCCCAAGGCACUGUCCAAAAGGACUUGUGGUCACGAGCAGGUCACACCUUGCAGGUCUUAAUCCUGUACUGACAGUUUGGAAUCAGUAAAUUUUUUUUUGUUUUCAUUCAGCUUAAAUUUAGGUUUCUAAAGUGGAAAGCUUUUUGUAUUUUUUUCUGGGAAAAAAAAUAUUUUAUAGGCAGGGUGCAGGUGGGUCAUUCUUGUAAUCCCAGCACUUUGGGAGGCCGAGGUGGGCAGAUCACGAGGUCAGGAGAUUGAGACCAUCCUGGCCAACCUGGUAAAACCCAUCUCUACUAAAAUACAAUAAAAUUAGCCAGUCAUGGUGUUGCACGCUCCAGUUAUUUGGGGGGCUGAGGCAGGAGAAUUGCUUGAAUCCCAGAGGCAGAGGUUGCAGUGAGCCAAUACUGUGCCACUGCACUCCAGCCUGGUGACAGAGUGAGACUCCAUCUCAAUUAAAAAAAAAAAAUGCUUUAAGCAUGCAAGAUUUUUAAAGUAAUUUAAACUGAAAACAAGGCACGAAAACUUGCAGGAUUUCUUUCCUUCGACCUAAUUAAUGUACACCCUUAGCCCAGUGACUUUUAGAACUUCACAUCUUGCCUUUAUCUCCCUCCUGAACUUACAUAUUUCUAAGUUCCUACCCUUUUAAAGUCUGCUCUAUGAAUGCAAGAUAUUUUUACAUUUUAUUUAUGUUUUUUAUAUCGUAUAUUUUGAACUGCAAACAGGGCACAAACCUGCAGGCGUUGUCUGUGUCCUCCAAAUCCCGGGCACUGCCAAGAGCAUAGUAGUUACUGAGGGGAUUGAAAGGAAUAAAUUUACUAUUUUUGGCUUUAUGGGUAUACUUGGACAAUAAAGUCGCGAACAGUGUCAAACAUGACGUUUACAAUCAAUCAUUCUUGUUCAUGGAGAUUGGUUUUUUAGAUCUUUCUACAUUUUGAUCCCCCAAAUCACAUAUUUAAAUGUGAACGUUUUGCCAAAAGAGGGCAGUAUUCACCUACAGUAGAACGUAAAGGGAACAAAAAUGACUGCAGUGAGAAGGAUGAACUCGUUUUCCUCCGAAGAUGGGUCCACUUGUCUGAUCAUCUGGGGCCAGUUUUCAUUCGUUUUCCUAUUACUUUUAAAUAUUUGAAACAUUUUUGUUUGAAAAUGUCAGUCCUUAAAGAUAGAGCCAAAAAUCUGUUUAAAAAUACCUGCUUACAGAAUGACCAAAAGGUAGACGUUUUACUACAAAACAUAUUUAUUAAAUUUUCACGUGUCCCCAAAGGGGACCGCUCACUUCAGGGAAACGUGGCUAGUUCAAACCACUGUUGAAAAGUGCAGCCAGGGGGCGCUGCUGCCACCGUGUCCCGAGGGCGCUCGCACCUGUUCCACGUCACAUACACACACCUGGGUUUGUCCGUCAGUCGUCUCUACAAGGAAGUGUGUGAGUUCGUGGGUUUAACUGUAAUGUUCAACAUUAAAGGAAGAAAUCGGAAGUAGCCCUUUUGAGUCUUACAAGAGUGAAAUGUGUUGGGGUUCAGAAGCAGAAUAUAAAGAAGGAAAUUAACCAAUUUUUAUGAGCAUAGUUUGGAGUAAGGAAUAUGUGCACCUAGAUGAACUAACUAGAGCUCUGCCUGCCCUUUAGAUUUUAUCUGUUACCUGAUAAAAAAGAAGAAAAGCUGUUUUGCGUUGUUUCAAUACAUUAUUUGGGCUUCAGAAGGACAGCUAGGGGCUAAAAGGCCGGGGCUUUCAUCCAAUGUGCAGUGGAAGCAACUUUGGGGAAAGUCUGUUUGCAUUAUGCUGCCUGAAACACGGUGUUUUAGAGAGAGGCUUUUGCACUGACAAGCUGCUCGUCCUCGCCUCUGUGAGUCCAGUGCCUCCUAGAGCAGCUGAUGCCCUCAGCCCUGUAAUGUGAUACCCCUCCUCCUGGAUUGGCCAGAGGGGUGUCCUUUCCCUGGGAGCCGCUUUCCACCACUGCUCCCAAACGUGGCUCAGCCCAGCAGCCACCGUCACCACCACCGCGGUUGCUGCUGCAGCUGCAGCUGCUGCUCUCCCUUCGGCUGCUGCUUAGCGUGGCCAGCAGCGAAUGGAGCGAUGGAGCCCAGACUGCUCUGCUGGACCAGCCUCUUUCUCCUGGCCGGGUGGUGCCUGCCAGGGUUGCCCUGCCCCAGCCGCUGCCUUUGUUUUAAGAGCACCAUCCGCUGCAUGCACUUGAUGCUGGACCACAUUCCUCAGGUGCCACAGCAGACCUCAGUCCUAGACCUGAGGUUUAACAGAAUAAGAGAAAUUCCAGGGAGCGCUUUCAAGAAACUCAAGAAGUUGAAUACUCUUCUGCUGAACAACAACCAGAUCAGAAAGAUUUCCAGAAGUGCUUUUGAAGGACUUGAAAAUUUGCUGUAUCUGUACCUGUACAAGAAUGAAAUCCAUGCGUUAGAUAAGCAAACAUUUAAAGGACUCAUAUCUUUGGAACAUCUGUACAUUCAUUUCAACCAACUAGAAACGCUACAGCCAGAGACCUUUGGAGACCUUCUGAAACUAGAGCGACUAUUCUUGCAUAACAACAAGUUAUCUAAAAUCCCAGCUGGGAGCUUUUCUAAUCUGGAUUCAUUAAAAAGAUUGCGUCUGGAUUCCAACACCCUGCUUUGUGACUGUGAUCUGAUGUGGCUGGGGGAGCUUUUACAAGGCUAUGCCCAUCACGGACACACUCAGGCUGCGGCCACCUGUGAAUACCCCAGGAGACUCCGUGGGCGAGCAGUUGCUUCAGUAACAGUCGAGGAGUUCAAUUGCCAGAGCCCCCGAAUUACUUUUGAGCCCCAGGAUGUGGAGGUACCAUCAGGAAAUACUGUCUAUUUCACCUGCCGGGCAGAAGGAAAUCCCAAACCUGAGAUUAUUUGGAUACACAACAACCAUUCAUUGGACUUGGAAGAUGAUACUCGACUUAAUAUGUUUGAUGAUGGCACACUCAUGAUCCGAAACACCAGAGAGUCAGACCAAGGUGUCUAUCAGUGCAUGGCCAGAAAUUCUGCUGGGGAAGCCAAGGCACAGAGUGCCAUGCUCAGAUACUCCAGUCUUCCUGCAGCCAAACCAACCUUUGUCAUCCAGCCCCAGGACACAGAGGUUCUAAUUGGCACCAGCUCAACUUUGGAAUGUAUGGCCACAGGCCACCCACAGCCCCAUAUCACUUGGACCAGGGACAACGGAUUGGAGCUGGAUGGAUCCAGGCACGUGGCAACGGCCAGUGGACUUCACUUACAGAACGUCACACUACAGGAUCAUGGUCGAUUUACCUGCCACGCCAGCAACAGCCACGGGUCUGCUCAAGCUGCAGCCAACAUAAUGGUACAAGCACCUCCACAAUUUACAGCAACCCCCAAGGAUCAAGUGGUUCUGGAAGACCAUGCUGUGGAGUGGCUCUGUGAAGCUGACGGCAGCCCACCUCCUGUAAUUGUCUGGACAAAAAUAGGAGGGCAGCUCCCUGUGGAAGGUCGGCCUACGGUUCUCUCCUCUGGCACUUUGAGAAUUGACCACGCAGCGCAGCACGAUCAAGGCCAAUAUGAAUGUCAAGCAGUCAGUUCGUUGGGAGUAAAAAAAGUGUCUGUGCAGCUGACGGUAAAACCCAAAGCUCUUCCAGUGUUUAUUCAACUUCCCCAGGAUACAAGUGUCGACGUUGGUAAGAAUAUAAACAUUUCAUGUCAUGCUCAAGGAGAACCACAGCCCAUAAUUACUUGGAAUAAGGAAGGUGUGCAGAUUACUGAGAGUGGUAAAUUCCACGUGGAUGGUGAAGGCACGCUGACCAUCUAUGACGCAAGGCACCUUGACCAGGGGAGAUAUGAUUGUGUGGCUCGGAAUUCAUUUGGCCUUGUCGUGACCAACAUGUUUCUUACAGUCACUGCUGUGCAGGGUAGACAAGCUGGCGACGACUUCAUUGAAUCUUCCAUUCUCGAUGCUGUACAGAGAGUUGACAGUGCAAUUAGCUCCACACGAAGACAUUUGUUUUCACAAAAACCUCGCACCUCCAGUGACCUGCUAGCUCAGUUUUAUUACCCGCGUGACCCGCUGAUUGUGGAAACGGCAAGAGCAGGGGAGAUUUUUGAGCACACGCUGCAGCUGAUCCGGGAACGUGUGAAGCAGGGGCUCACUGUGGACUCAGAUGGCAAAGAAUUCCGGUACAAUGACUUGGUGUCCCCGCGCUCUCUCGGCCUCAUCGCCAACUUAUCUGGAUGCACAGCUCGCCGGCUUCUGCCAAACUGCUCCGACCCGUGUUUCCACGGGAAGUACCGCUCCCACGACGGCACGUGCAACAACCUGCAGCAGCCCACGUGGGGCGCGGCGCCGACCGCCUUUGCGCGCCUGCUGCAGCCCGCCUACCAGGACGGCGUCCGCGCGCCCCGCGGCCUCGGCCUCCCCGUGGGCUCCCGCCAGCCCCUCCCGCAGCCCCGCCUGGUCGCCACCGUGUGGGCGCGCGCGGCGGCCGCCACCCGCGACCACAGCCACACCGGCAUGCUCCUGCUCUGGGGCCGGUUCCUGGAGCACGACUUGGACCACACGGUGCCCGCGCUGAGCACGGCCCGCUUCGCGGAUGGGCGGCCCUGCAGCUCCGUCUGCACCGACGACCCCCCGUGCUUCCCCGUGGGCCCCCGGCACGCGCCCUGCAUGCUCUUCGCGCGCUCCAGCCCCGCAUGUGCCAGCGGCCGUCCCUCCGCGAGGGCGCAGUCAGUCCACGCCCGAGAGCAGAUCAACCAGCAGACAGCCUACAUCGAUGGCUCCAACGUCUACGGGAGCUCGGAGCGGGAAUCCCGGGCUCUCCGAGACCCUGCGGCGCCUCGGGGACUCCUGAGGACAGGCCUGGCUUGGCCUCCUUCGGGAAAGCACCUGCUGCCCUUUUCCACAGACCCGCCCACCGCGUGCGCGCGACAGGAGCGGGACAGCCCGUGUUUCCUGGCCGGGGACCGCCGGGCCAACGAGCACCUGGGUCUGACCGCCAUGCACACCCUGUGGUUCCGGGAGCACAACAGGGUGGCCACGGAGCUGUCCGCCCUGAACCCCCACUGGGACGGAGACACGGUUUACCAGGAAGCCAGGAAGGUCGUGGGCGCGCAGCUGCAGCACAUCACCUACAGCCACUGGCUGCCCCAGGUCCUGGGGGACCCCGGCACGCGGCUGCUGAAGGGGUACCGAGGCUACAACCCCAGCGUGAACGCGGGCAUCAUUAACUCCUUCGCCACCGCAGCCUUUACACUUGGCCACGCGUCCGUCAAUCCCAUUCUUUACCGACUGAAUGACACCUUCGGUGAAAUUUCCGAAGGCCACCUUCCGUUCCACAAAGCGCUCUUUUCACCGUCCAGAAUAAUCACGGAAGGGGGCAUAGACCCGGUCCUCCGCGGGCUGUUUGGCGUGGCUCCUAAACGGCGGCCACCCUCCCACCUUCUCAGCCCGGAGCUGAUCCAGAGGCUCUUCUCCACGGCCCAUUUCGCGGCCGUGGACUCGGCUGCCGCCAUCAUUCAAAGGGGUAGAGAUCACGGGAUCCCACCGUAUGUUGACUUCAGAGUUUUCUGUAACUUGACUUCAGUGAAGACCUUCGAGGAUCUUCAAAAUGAAAUCAAAGAUUCAGAGAUUAGGCAAAAACUGAGAAAGUUGUACAGUUCUCCAGGUGACAUUGACCUCUGGCCUGCCCUUAUGGUUGAAGACCUGAUUCCUGGGACGAGAGUGGGACCCACACUUAUGUGCCUGUUUGUUACCCAGUUUCAACGGCUAAGAGAUGGAGAUAGGUUUUGGUAUGAAAACCCUGGAGUGUUUACCCCGGCCCAACUCACUCAGCUGAAGCAGGCAUCCUUGGGUCGGGUGCUCUGUGACAAUGGCGACAGCAUUCGGCAAGUGCAGGCGGAUGUCUUUGUAAAGGCAGAAUACCCACACGAUUACAUCAGCUGCAGCGAGAUCCCGAAGGUGGACCUGCGAGUGUGGCAGGACUGCUGUGCAGACUGUAGGAGAAGAGGACAGUUCAGAGCAGUGACACAAGAAUCUCAAAAGAAACGCUCAGCUCAACACAGCUAUCCUGAUGAGAAAGAUACGGAGUUAAGCCAUCUAAGAAGUGGGCAACAAGAUAAAAUGUAUGUGGGUGAAGAUACUAGAAAUGCGGCAGUUCUGGCAGAAACAGAGUUCUCCCAGGAUUUCAGCAAGUUCGCAGCAGAAAUUCGGGAAACCAUCACAGCACUCAGAGAGCAGAUAAACAAGCUGGAGGCACGCCUGAGGCAGGCAGGGUGCACAGAUGUUAAAGGGGUUCCCAGGAAGGCCGAGGAGCGCUGGGUGAAGGAAGGCUGCACUCACUGCGUCUGUGAGAGUGGCCAGAUCACCUGUACGGUGGAGACUUGUCCCCCAGCUCCCUGUCCCAGUCCUGAAUUGCUGAAAGGAACCUGCUGUCCAGUUUGCAGAGACAGAGGAAUGCCAGCUGAUUCCCCAGAGAAACGCUGAUAACCAUUUUGUGCUCUUGAGCCCUGAAUGGGAAAUUUCUCAGGAAGAGACCCUUAGGAGUUCAGCACUUUUAACUUGCUGUCUCAUCAUUGAUAUGGAAACCACUGAAUUAAGCAACUUGGCUCAUUUAAUCUUAGAUGUACUGAAGAUCUUUUGUCUUUUCUCAUUUUCUAAUAUGCCUUGAAAUAAUUCAGAACUAAAAGCAAUACAGUGCAUAAGAAGUGUUUUGUCAUAAGAAAUAUUUCUUACUGUAAGCUGUCGAUUUUAUAUAGCACACCUGGAAAUAAAAAGAAUAUCAUGUAAUAUUUA
Molecule: messenger RNA, 7888 nt
Organism: Callithrix jacchus (white-tufted-ear marmoset)
Lineage: Eukaryota; Metazoa; Chordata; Mammalia; Primates; Cebidae
Gene: PXDNL
Product: peroxidasin like
Biological process (GO): response to oxidative stress
Molecular function (GO): peroxidase activity; protein binding; heme binding
Source: RefSeq, a predicted model, not a curated record